This is a messenger RNA of Fukomys damarensis (Damara mole-rat), 423 nucleotides long. RefSeq names its product prostate and testis expressed protein 2-like. NCBI's taxonomy places the organism in Eukaryota, Metazoa, Chordata, Mammalia, Rodentia, Bathyergidae. The record is from RefSeq and is a predicted model, not a curated record. The transcript is spliced from 3 exons. The coding region runs from base 1 to 423 and encodes 140 amino acids.
AUGAGGUCAGUUAUUUCUACAUGCACAGAAUUUAGAUAUCAGCCUUCUGAAGCAGAAUCACUUUCCUUAGAGUUCUUUGGUAAAGAUUUCUUUUUUUCUUCAGGGCUUCGAUACUGUCAUGAAUGUAAGCACUUUGAUGGAGACAUAUGCCAGACUGGCAUGAAAAGCUGCUGGAAGUUUAAUGUGUUGAUGUAUAACAAGAGUUGUUCCACAGAGAACUUUUACUUUUAUGAUCGCAAUACGGGGAGAUACCUGUUUCGUUACACAGUACUGUCCUGCAGGCCUUGUGCGGCAGGAAUUGUCCAAGUAUUCCACGACCUUCUGAGCGAAACAUUUUGCUGCACUGAAGACAACUUCUGUAAUGACGGCAGUGCUAACUUUGACAUAGGAAGCGUAACACUUGGUGAAACAGAAACAGAAUAA